GAGGGCAGCAAAUACAUAGACACCACUGUCAGCACAUACACUUGCAGCAUGAACCGCUCAACUGAGUUGUCUCUGUCAGAGGAAAUGGCCCCUGAGGAGUUGGACGGUGGGACAGCAGUGGCUUGUGUUAUCCUGGGCCUGUCCUUCCUGAUAGGAGCUCCGGGGAACCUGAUGGUGAUCUGGACUAUCCUGAGACACGUCAAGCAGCGUUCUCACACUGUGGUGCUCAUCCUGCACCUGGCUGCUGCUGACCUGCUGGUCCUCAUCACCCUGCCUCUAUGGAUCUACUCCCUGGCCCACUCCUGGGUGUUCGGAGAGGCCUCCUGCAAAGCCAUGGUGUUCAUGACCAAUGCCUGUAUGUAUAGCAGCGUUUUCCUCAUUACCCUUAUGAGUGUGGAGCGCUUUGUGGCUGUGCGCUAUCCUUUUGCGUCAGUUGACUGGAAGAGGAAAAAAGCUUUGAAUAAAGUUCUGCUGGCUCUGUGGACUGUAGCAUUCUUGUUCAGCAUACCUGUCAUCCCAACUCAGGUUCUAGGGAAGGAUUCUAGCGGGGAGCACUGUCUAUAUCGGAAUUACACCUCUGUGACCCAGGAGCUGGUGUGUGUGCUGCUAGAGACACUGGUGGGCUACAUAGUACCCUUCUCCAUCCUCGUGGUCUGCUAUGGCUGCCUGUGCAGCCGGAUUACUCAGAUGACCUUCAAAUCCAAGCGCAAGUCCACUGUCGUGAUUGCCAGUGUAGUGGUCGUGUUUGCCAUUUGCUGGACACCUCAUCACAUAGGAAACGUCCUCUCAAUCAUCAUCCUGGCCACUGAAGACUCUGAUGCAGCAAAUAAUAUGGAGAAUUUCAGGAACACCAUGGCCUUCAUCGCUGGAGCCAUGGUCUUCAUCAGCAGCACUGUCAACCCCAUCCUCUACAUGUUGGCAGCUCGCUCCUUCAGGAGCUCCCUGCAUGACACCGGCAUCCAGAAGCUCUUCCACCACAUCUCCAGCACCUCCCCAGGUGAGGGUAAUAGAGAGGUGUCCUUUGUGUCCAAGAGACACAGCAAUCAGACCAGCAGUUCUCAGUGUGUGACUGAGUCAAAAAACCAAAUGGACAUAUUAAUAAAAAUGUGUGAAAAUAAUCCAUCCUGAUAUUGAAAAUGUAGUGCUUGUGCUUGUGUCUCUGUGGAGACAUUCAUGUGUAUAUUGUAUGUAUUUGACACAUUUUGUACAUUUUGUAUGAAAUUACAACACAGAUGAACCAGAAGUCAGAGUUUGUGCCAUACUUGUCCAACUUUGUAAAUGAUCUGUUUUAUAUGUUUACGUUUUUUAAAUGAUAAACAUAUAUUUAUAAAUAUGUUAUAUAUUAUGUACUUAGAUUUAUGACAUAUAGUAUUCAUAACAUAAUACAAUAAAUAAUUGUAUGUGCAUAAGACAUGUCUCAAGUCUUUGUAAAAAUAAAGUCUUUUUUUUAUUAGUUUUGAUGAUGCUAACAAAGGGAAAUUGUAAGGAGUAUCUCAUUGACUCUGUUUAAGGAAUUUUAAUUUUCCCUUUCGCCACAGAGAAGUAUUUCUCUCACAGUUUUCGCUGUCUCGAUGGAGAUAAGACUUUAAGAACUUUCCAAUCUUGCUGUCUCUUUCAGUGUUGGGAAACUGUAACUUUGAUUCAGUCUAAUUGUGUCAUUGUGAACUCAUGUAACAAAACUGUUGUUCAAACUUACGACUAUUGUAAAAAUGUUUUUCACUUGUGACAAAUUGGCUAACAAUUGUCAUGGUAUACCACUACAGACAACAGUCAUGCUCUCAACUUCCUCUCCAUGAAGAGAUUGCAAAAUGAAAAACUGCAUGUUCCCUUUGCUGUGCAGCAAAAAGCGGAAUCAUGUCUUAAUGUUUGUCACAGUCUUAUAAAACUCAAACCCACACUUUUAAAUGAGAGAGGGCAGCGUCAGCUUAUUUACUGAUAUUUUUAAAUGCAUAUGUCAGGUAGAAAUUUAUAAUAUAUAUUUAUAUUAUAUUUAUAAUAUACUCAUAGCAUAGUAAGUUUGUCUGUUGCCAUGACUACACAAAAAUUGUACUCACCAAUUGACACAGCCAGUAGAUAGCAGUGGCACUGUGUUUUUAAAUUAUAAUAAUGUUUUUAUUUCACUAUCCCAUUGUAGGCCUUUUUUAACUGUAUCUAUACAGGGAAUGGUCAUUUUGAAAUUUUAUUUUUCAGCACUGCCUUUUUUCAUACACCACAAACAUUUAUAACCUGUGUGUUGACACACAGCAGCUAUGCUGGAGCAGUUAAAGUGGAAGGAACUAAUCUCUUCCAGGAGACACUCUUUCUAUACAUUUUACAAAUGUGACCAAAUGGUUGGUAAUAAAUAUAGGUAGAAAAUGUCACUUUGCAUCUG
Molecule: messenger RNA, 2371 nt
Organism: Siniperca chuatsi (mandarin fish)
Lineage: Eukaryota; Metazoa; Chordata; Actinopteri; Centrarchiformes; Sinipercidae
Exons: 2
Coding region: 49-1128 (359 amino acids)
Biological process (GO): G protein-coupled receptor signaling pathway
Cellular component (GO): membrane
Molecular function (GO): G protein-coupled receptor activity
Source: RefSeq, a predicted model, not a curated record